CCACUCAAACGGCUCUUUUAAGAGCCACCCACGUUUCCUCAAAGAGUUGAUAUCUUUUGUUACUGUUUCGUAUUUGUUUAAAAUGCACUAUAUUAUGUGGAGUAGUUACAUAUUUUAUUUCGAUCGUGGUGACCUAUUAACGUCCGCUGUAUGACGGUACUUUUCGCAAUCUUGUUGCGCUGUUUUUAGGGUGUUGUUUCUUCAUAGAAAGAUGCAUGUCUAUACGCUUUAUACGAGAUUGUGACGUUUGCCAUUACAUCUGCAAGUUGUGUGUUUAGUAUUUGCUCAUCUGCAAAUGGUCUCGGAGACGUUUUCUAUAAUGUAGACGUUGUUUAUGGUUAAAAACUGUUUUUCUAAAACGUUUAUCGCAUGUUUUACACAUGUAUUUAACAGACAUCUACACGUAUCUGUACUAACUGUGUGCACAUGCGUUUUUUCAACCUUUUAAUGAACUUUUCAAAUACAAGUUUUAUCUUCACCAUACACCGGUCACUAAAAUAAAGGCAAACGAAUAACAAAGGACGAAUUUGGUUACAAAAGUUGUGUAAUGUUAGUGUAUAUUUUUAAACGCAAACACAAACAAAAUGCUUUUUCGUUUGAUGAACUGUUUCGUGCAAAAAAAAAAAAACUGGCGCCUAUAUUUAGUAUUAAAAGCAUUUUGCGCUUUAUAUUUCCAAAGAUAGAAUUAUAUUUCAUAUACACUGUUUAUAAAAUGAGCGGGAAAGUUAAACACAACAAAAAGCACAGUUUUUUUUAAACAUGAGGCGGUGGGUGUGGCUACAGUUUUAGAGACUCGAUUGGUUCGCUUACGUUACAGCUACUCCAAUGAAAUCCAUUUGUGUUCUUUGUCCAAUGAAAACCCGCAAUCACAGUGUGGUCAUGGUCUCUGAAAAUUAGCAUGGACAGAGAAUAAAUACUUCUUCACCAAAGCAGACUGUUACAUACUUUGUCGUUCCGUCUUGAGUAAUCAUGCCUGAACCAGCGAAGUCCGCACCUAAGAAGGGGUCCAAGAAGGCCGUUACUAAAACCGCAGGAAAGGGAGGCAAGAAGCGCAAGAGGUCCAGGAAGGAGAGCUAUGCUAUCUACGUCUACAAGGUCCUGAAGCAGGUUCAUCCUGACACCGGGAUUUCCUCUAAGGCCAUGGGGAUCAUGAACUCUUUCGUCAAUGAUAUUUUCGAGCGUAUCGCCGGUGAGUCUUCUCGUCUCGCUCACUACAACAAGCGCUCCACCAUCACAUCGAGAGAGAUCCAGACCGCCGUGCGUCUCCUGCUGCCCGGUGAACUCGCCAAACACGCCGUGUCUGAGGGAACAAAGGCCGUCACCAAGUACACCAGCUCCAAAUAAAUCUGUUGAAGCUUUCAACACCACAAAGGCUCUUUUAAGAGCCACCCA
Messenger RNA from Misgurnus anguillicaudatus (oriental weatherfish), 1392 nucleotides. RefSeq names its product histone H2B. NCBI's taxonomy places the organism in Eukaryota, Metazoa, Chordata, Actinopteri, Cypriniformes, Cobitidae. Gene Ontology annotation, cellular component: nucleosome. The record is from RefSeq and is a predicted model, not a curated record. Gene Ontology annotation, molecular function: DNA binding; structural constituent of chromatin; protein heterodimerization activity.